UAUUUUGCGAUCAUGCCGAGGGACAGGGACCCUCUAGCGGUUGGGCGUGUAAUAGGAGAUGUUUUGGAGCCCUUUACAAGGUCCAUUUCUCUGAGGGUCAAUUACAGUAGGGAGGUUAAUAAUGGUUGCGAGCUCAAACCCUCUCAGGUUGUCAACCAGCCUAGGGUUGAUAUUGGCGGUGACGAUCUCAGGACUUUCUACACUCUGGUUAUGGUGGAUCCUGAUGCACCUAGUCCAAGCGAUCCCAACCUAAGGGAGUACUUGCAUUGGUUGGUGACUGAUAUUCCAGCAACAACAGGCGCAAGCUUUGGGCAAGAGGUCGUGUGCUAUGAAAGUCCACGACCAACGGUGGGGAUCCAUCGGUUUGUGUUUGUGUUGUUCCGUCAACUGGGGAGGCAGACAGUGUAUGCACCCGGGUGGCGCCAGAAUUUCAAUACGAGGGACUUUGCUGAGCUUUACAAUCUGGGAUUGCCCGUGGCUGCACUUUAUUUCAACUGCCAGAGGGAAAGCGGGUCAGGCGGAAGAAGAAGAUAACUACUCUUUGUUAUAUAUAUAUAUAUAUGUAAAGUUUCAAUAAUUAAGAAACGUCUAGUCGUCAGCUACUAGUCUACUUUCUUUAUUUAUGAUGCUUGCAUGUAUCGACCCAUAUAUAUUUUCCUACUCAUGAAUCAUGAUCACUACCUACAUAUCAUUAG
Alnus glutinosa is the source of this 695-nucleotide messenger RNA. RefSeq names its product protein VERNALIZATION 3. The record is from RefSeq and is a predicted model, not a curated record. Bases 13 to 534 code for a protein of 173 amino acids. Lineage: Eukaryota; Viridiplantae; Streptophyta; Magnoliopsida; Fagales; Betulaceae. The transcript is spliced from 4 exons.